Molecule: messenger RNA, 2518 nt
Organism: Anastrepha obliqua
Lineage: Eukaryota; Metazoa; Arthropoda; Insecta; Diptera; Tephritidae
Gene: Noc2
Product: nucleolar complex protein 2 homolog
Exons: 2
Coding region: 95-2419 (774 amino acids)
Biological process (GO): ribosomal large subunit biogenesis; negative regulation of transcription by RNA polymerase II
Cellular component (GO): nucleoplasm; nucleolus; Noc1p-Noc2p complex
Molecular function (GO): histone binding; transcription corepressor activity
Source: RefSeq, a predicted model, not a curated record
GUUAGCGCGGCAACACUGCAAAACGCACAUGUUGUCUUUUGAGUAGAAUUUUUUUUCCUAAUGGUACCAAAUUUUAUAUUUUAUCCAAGUUAAAAUGAAGGUAGUGAAAAAAAGUAAAACUUUGUUUUCUAUGAAGAAAAACCUUAAAUCGGUUGAAGCCACAAAAAAACUGAAUGUGAAAAAUUCUGUCGAUAAAGAUAAGUCAGCUGCUUUGCGGAAUACCAAGUUGAAAGGGAAGGAUAAAGCUAUCGCAAAGGAAACUUCUAAAGAAGGCACCAAUGCCGGUAAGAAAUCGACUGAAAAUAAAAGCAAAGCUAAAAAAUCGCACAAAAAAGAACUUGAAGGUUUGAAAAAUAUCGAUCCAGAGUUUUACGAUUUUUUGAAGCAAAAUGAUAAGAAGUUGUUGGAUUUUAACAUAUUCGGCAGUGAUGAAUCGGAUGACGAAAGUCCUGAUGACAUCGCUAUAAACGAAAGUAAAAGCAAUGAAAUAUUUGGAGAAGAUGCAAGUGACAAUGAAGGGGUAAACGAUGCGUCUGAUGACAAUGGUAAUGAUAAUGAUGAGAAAUACCACACACCUAGUGCCGCAUUAGAAGUAGCAAGUGAUGAAAGCGACUUUGAAGAGGAUGGGGCUGCGACUGUUCCUGAUGGUGUGCAAAAAGUAACAUUAAAUCAGCUUCGACAAUGGCAAUUACAAUUAGAAAGCCAAAAUGUUUCUUUGGACGUGGUGCGCAAAGUCAUUCAGGCUUUUAAUUCGGCCCUGGCAAGUAUUACGUCUGAAGAAAAGAAUACUCCACCAACUGCAUUUAAAGUAGUUGGGUCAGCUACUUUCAACGGUGUGGUCCAGUUGUGUGUUCUACAUUUACAACCAGCAAUUCUACGCAUACUUGGCUUAAGCACCCGUUCGGUAACGCCACUUCAUAAAACCAAAAAAUGGGUUAAGGUACGGGGUUGUUUACGAUAUUAUUUAACUGAUCUGGUACGAUUGAUAGAGCAAGUUUCCAGUCCGAAUAUACUUUCUGUUUUACUUAAACAUUUGCACCAAAUGGCUGCAAUGACUGCAUCGUUUACAUCCCUUGGAAAAAGUAUAUUGAAACGUCUAAUUGUGUUAUGGUCAACUGGAGAUGAAACGGUUCGAGUUCUAGCGUUUCUUUGUAUUCUUAAAAUAAUCCGUAAUCAACAGGUUUCAGUUUUACAUCAUGUACUAAAAGCCAUGUAUCUGUCUUAUGUGCGGAACUCGAAAUUUGUUUCCCCCAAUACACUUCCUAGCAUAAAUUUCAUGCGCCGCUCUUUAGUAGAAAUGUUCGCUUUGGAUUUGAAUGCAUCUUACCAGCAUGCCUUUCUUUACAUUCGACAAUUGGCAAUCCACUUGCGCAACGCUGUAAUAUUAAAGAAAAGGGAUAGUUUUCAAGCAGUAUAUAAUUGGCAGUAUGUGAAUUCUUUGCACUUGUGGGCUGAUCUUUUAGGAGCCACGGCUAACAAGCCUAAUUUACAACCACUUGUAUAUCCAUUAGUUACUAUAACAUUGGGAGUUAUACGUCUUAUACCAACAGCGCAAUACUUUCCGCUGCGUUUUCAUUGUAUAAAAGUGCUUAUAACAUUGGCCAAAGAAACGCACAUAUUCGUUCCCGUCCUUCCAUUAAUUUUGGAAGUUUUGCGCAGUAAUACUUUUAAUCGUAAACAUACAACUGCAUCCAUGCGGCCCUUGCAAUUCACCUGUAUUUUGCGCCUUAACAAAGUUCAGUUGUCAGAAAAUGGUUUUCGCGACGAAGUAAUCGAGCAAGUGUGUAGCACUGCCUUAGAGUACUUGUCACUUGAAUCGGCGUCAUUAGCAUUCGUUGAUUUGGUUGUACCGACAGUAUUAGCGUUGAAGAGCUAUCUCAAAGUGUGCCGUAAUGCGAAUUACUCGCGAAAACUGAAACAACUAUUGGACAAAAUUCAGGAAAAUUCACAACUCAUCGACCAAGAGCGACGUAAAAUUACAUUCAACCUUAAUAAUUUGGCAGAAGUUCAAGCUUGGGAAACAAAAGUACGCAAUAAAGGAACGCCUUUAGCUAUCUACUACGACAGUUGGAUUAAGACGCACGAGACAAAGAAACGACGACAGGCGGCGCAAAUUGAUAGUAUCAAUACAGGUUAUGAUGUCCCAAGCAUUAAGCGACCCAAAAAAGAUGGUGUAACAAUUCGAAAUGAUAACGGAGAACUUGAAUUAUUCCCAUCUGAUUCCGAAGAUGAGAAACUGCUUCCCCCACAUAUUAAUGGAGAAGAUUCCACUCCUGUAAAUGAGAGGCGGAAUAAAAAACAAAAGCAAGAAAAACAAAAGAAAACUAAAAAAACUGUGCCUGAAGUUGAAAUACCAAUUGAAGAUUCACUUGCGGAAAACGUCGAUAUUGUGAAAGACUUAGAUCUAAACGACUGGUGAAAUGAAGUUUUGUUUUAUAGAAGGGAACUAUCAUUUAUGUUGAAUUUAUUACUAUAUCGAAAUAGAGUCUAAUAAAUAAUUCACUAUGUGAAAAAGUAA